This is a messenger RNA of Acipenser ruthenus (sterlet), 4299 nucleotides long. RefSeq names its product G-protein coupled receptor 182-like. Gene Ontology annotation, biological process: G protein-coupled receptor signaling pathway. Gene Ontology annotation, molecular function: G protein-coupled receptor activity. The coding region runs from base 311 to 1372 and encodes 353 amino acids. The transcript has 2 exons. Gene Ontology annotation, cellular component: membrane. The record is from RefSeq and is a predicted model, not a curated record. Lineage: Eukaryota; Metazoa; Chordata; Actinopteri; Acipenseriformes; Acipenseridae.
CUGCACUCUCUACUAUAUCCUAUUUACUGUCUGUACUAUACACAGAGCUGUGAGACAAGGAUAUCAAUGCAUCGAUAGCUUCCCUCCUGCUUUAAGGUAUAGAAUUCCUCCCAGCCUACACAGUGUUAAAUCAUCCUAGGCUUGUCAAGACUCCAGCCUACACUCAUGACAAACCCCCCUUGUGUACGAGUUUGAAACGCUGCCAGUGCACUCAGCUUUGGAACUUCUUGUGUCGUCGCUCACUUUCUUUCAGGAUUUCUGCAGCUUUCACCAGAGCAGUGCCCUGUAACGUUCGAGUCGUGAGGCAACGAUGGACUCCCUGGACCACCACAACCACAGCCUGUCUUUGAACGAGUCGGAAGCAGACUACUUUGAGUUCUUUCAUCCCAACUGCCAGGUCACACUGAACCACAACAGCAAGAAGAUUGCUCUCUUUGUGCUCUUCCUGGUCAUCUUCAUGGCUGGGCUGCUGCAGAACCUGCUGGUCAUCUGGGUCAACUGGCACUCGCGGCGAGCUAAGGACAGCUCCUUCAACCUCUACAUCUUCAACUUGGCCUUGGCUGACCUGUGUGUGGUUCUGGUCAUCCCUUUCUGGCAGGUGGACAUCCUGUUGGAAUACACCUGGCUGUGGGGGGUCUUCUUCUGCAAGUUCACCCAUUUCUUCUACUACGCCAACAUGUACGCCAGCAUCUUCUUCCUUACUGCUCUCACAGUGGACCGCUACCUUUCCGCCACCUCCAAAUGGCCCUUCUGGCACAGACGUCAAGAGCUCAUCCGAAGGGUGGUUUGUGGGUCCAUCUGGGCUCUGGCUUUGGUGCUACCCAUUGCUGAGACCAUCCAUGUGAAGCUUACCGAUUUCAACGAACCCAUGUGCAUGUUCUUGGCUCCCUGGGAAAGCUUCGAAGCCUGGUCUUUAGCCAUGACCCUGCUGAAUUUCAUCUUCGGGUUCUUAAUCCCCUUCCCCAUCAUGCUGGUCUUUAACCUGUUAACAUCCAGGAAGCUGCGGUCUGCAGGCACAGCAGAGAGCAGGAGGCACUGUCUUCUCAUUUACACCUACAUCCUGGUCUUUGUGUUGAGCUGGCUCCCCUUCCACAUUGUGCUCCUCCUCCUCACCGUGCACAGCACACACUCCCUGUUGGACUGCUACUCCCUUCAUGUGCUCUCCUUCUUUUACGAGGUCAUCGAGUGCCUCUCCAUGCUGCACUGUGUGCUCAACCCCAUCCUGUACAACUUCCUCAGCAAGUCCUUCAGGAACAGGUUCUUCUCGGCUGUGGUGCACUAUCUGCCAAAGAACCGUAUAGGCACCAAUAACCAAGAACUGUCCUCCACCACUCAGCAUUCUGUGGUCAUCGAGAACAAAGAGGUCCAAUAGACAAUAAGAGCUCGGUAGGGUGUGGGAUUGCUAGCUCCUAUCUAGAUAGCACUUGGGUAGUGCAGUGGUCCACUCUUACCAAGUUCAGCUGUCAGCAACUGUAUGUCAAUUGCAUGUUUUCUAUCAAAUGAUAAAUUGUCUCUAAUCUGUUAACUUGCAUGUUGUAGCAUGGAUUAGUAUGGCACUAACGCAGCCUCUGACCCUGCCAGCCAACCAGGUUUCAAGCCAUGAAUUUUUGAAAUCCAAGAACAGUUCAUCACAGCAAUUUUUUUUAUUUUUAUUUUUUUAUUAGUAAAACAGAUUUACCUCUGGAAUCGUCCAUUACCGAUUCACCAGCAUUCUAGUCCUGCAUCAGGAAUUAUUGUCAGUUUCUUACACUACACUUUUACCAGUGCAACCCUUGGCGUAGGAGGCUUUGCAGAUUAAUUUUGUACCGGUCUUUGUAGUCCUCCAGAUUUUUAUUUUUUCAUGCACAUGUAAUUUCUGGAAUUUCUAACACUGUUCAGUGUUGAACUAAAUGCAUAAUACAUCUUUUUUUUUUUAUUUACGACAAUCUGCUGAAAAAAAUACUGUACGACAGUUACAGAACUUGGUGUGUAAAGUACAAAAGGAAAUGUUUGUUAAAUUCUUAAUUGUCCAAUAUUUGAUUUCUAGCUCUAUCCACCAGAAUGCACAUCCCCCAGUUGAAUUGGUUGUGUUCAAUACUAUCUACUAAAAUUACAAAUACCUUUUUUUCAGCAUUGCCACUUGUACGUAAGGGUCACUUUAUAUGUAACAUAUACCAUAUUAAAUAUUUGUCAUAUUACCAGUAUAUUUUAAAUGAGCUACAUUUAUUUGAGAUAAGGGCGUCUGCUAAGAAAUAAAUAAUAAUAGUAAAAUAAUAAUAAUAAUAAUAAGUUUUUCAGAUUUAAGAGAUGUGUCAAUAUAAACCCCUAGAUAUUUAAAAGUGUCAACUCUCUCCAAUAGUGUAGUAUUACAAGUAACAAUAGAAAAUUUGAGAGCCUGAAAACGCGGGACUGCAGUUUGGAGAAAAAUAAUAAGCAUUGAAGAUAGUCACAGAACAGUGUAGAUAAGUGGCGCCAAGAUCGACAAGCAUCUGUUAUCACCCGAGUAAUCUGUGCUGCAGUAUUUGACUUCGAGAAGGUACUUCCUGAAGAACAAUCCACCUUCCUGACCCAGCCCAGACCCCUUGUUAUCUGGUUUCCUUCAUUUGUACUCGCACUUACUUCUUAUCAAGCUUCAAGCCUAAAGCAGAGUCAGCACAUGUAUUCAGCAAGAACCCAUAUCUUUGACAUGAGGAGGGGGGAGGGGGGAGGGGGGGGUUGCAACCACUUGCGGCAACCAUCUACAUCAGUUUAUUAUUUGUUGUCAGACAACCCUUGAGCUUUAACAUGAUACCGACGUUAUUAGUGGGGGAUGGAGAAGACAAAUAAUUAUGGAGAAAAAUAAAGAUCACAGGUCACCGCAAUAGGCAUUCUUGGCAAACUUCAAAGACAUGUGGGCCAUGAUAGAUGUUUAUUAAUCUUGCAUACAUUUGCAACACCCACCCUGGAACCCUCUUCUCUAUCACGUUAUGGUGCGUUGUGCAAGCUUCCAGAAAAAAAGUUUGUUCUCUAGGCUGGUUAAGGUCAGCAAAGAGUUACACAAAUUAGUGUUAAGCGUCCCACCUGACAGCUUUAUGAAACAGUAGGGACUUAAUACACAAAAUACUUCCCACUCAAAGCAAGUUUGGCUUGGCAGCGUUUUUUGUUUUAUCUUAUUAAUGGUAGUUUAAUAGGAUCCGAACGCACCAAAAGGGACGCCAUGUCCUGACACCUUUGGAACAUCAGCUCUUUGGCGAUAACUUGUUUAGCUUAUGUUAUCCGCCAGGCUUUUAAAAGGUAGUUUCUGCAAAAGAAACAGGAAAGGUACUGUCAGCAUAAUCUUAGAUCCUGGGAGGGGCCCCAUACAAACAGCUCUGACCUCCGUAGCGCAACGAGGGACACAUAACAUUAGCAUUUCAGUGCUGUUUGUUAGACCCCAGUAUUUUUCCAGAAGACGGUUCAAUUACCUUUCUUUGUAUUUAUUGUAUUCAGUAGGAUGGGUCAACACUACCCAGAGCCAAUAGGGAGAGGAACGGAUACAGUGGCAAUCUGAAAAAACAUCGAACUAGCUCUGUAGCCGUAUUUCAUCAAGAAGGGGUGACUGCCAUUUAAAAAGAGGUUGCGAUUUUGCAUUGUAAAUCAUAGCUAGAACAAUACAAAGCAAAACACAGAUGACGGCAACAAUCUGAAAUAUCUGUCUACUCGAGUUUCUUCUAUUUUAACCUCAGAAUUUAAGAUAGCGGGUUUAACUUUUUCAGUGCCUUUGGCAAGAGGUCAUUUUACGGCCGUGCUUAAUAACAAAGCGAAAAUUGCUUCUGAGAAGAAUGAUUGUAGGGAAGUAGAUUGAAAGUGCCUACUUACUCUGUUCCAAGAUGUCUGCACGCUGCCGACCACAUUUUAUUGUGUUGCUUGUCUUGUAUUUGUCCUUUAUUGUUUUCCAGGACCCCCUUGUAAAUGAGGCCUCGGUCUCAAUGGAUAAAUCUCCAGAUUAAAUAAACAUACAAAUACAAAAUUAAAUUAAUUAAACCUGAAAGAUGGUGUAAAGAAAAAAAAAAAAGGUUUAGUUAUUAACCAGACAGAUACGUAGCUAUUACAAAUCAAGGAUAUUUUAUUAACUAACAAUUGUAUUAAAACAAAAGUAUAUUACAAUAAAAGAGAUUCUGGCGUUUCAUUUGUUGACACUCCCCCACUCGUGUGUGUGCAAAAACCAACUAAUUAAAAUCGUUUUCAUAUAACACACAACUCACAAGCAAACAAUGAAAGGAAUAAAUAAUGGAUUAUUCAACAACAUCAUAAAACUCAGAAGCAGAAAUAGUUUGGAAAAAGCAUUUAAAACAUUCUGGU